AUUUAGCACUUCUUUUUUUUUUGUCUCCUUCUGAAUCCAUUUUAUGGAUCUUGGAGUUCGUGUUUCUGGUCAUGAAAACGGUUCUUCUCCGGGUCAAACUGAACUCGGAUCUGGUUUCAGCAACAAGCAAGAAAGAUCCGGUUUCGAUGGUGAAGAUUGCUGGAGAAGUUCAAAGCUCUCAAGAACAUCAUCAACUGAUGUAUUCUCUUCUUCCUCUGCCUCUGCUAAAACACUGUCGUUUCAUCAAGGCAUCCCUUUACUGAGAUCUACCACUAUUGAUCCUCGUAAAGGACAAGAACAUAUGCUUAGCUUCUCUUCUACUUCAGACAAAUCAGAUGUCUCACCUUAUCUUCAGUACUGUAGAAACUCAGGAUAUGGUUUAGGAGGAAUGAUGAACACAAGCAACAUGCAUGGAAACUUGUUGACAGGAGUAAAAGGACCUUUUUCAUUGACUCAAUGGGCAGAGCUAGAGCAACAGGCUUUGAUCUAUAAGUAUAUCACAGCCAAUGUCCCUGUGCCAUCUAGUUUACUUCUCUCUCUCAAGAAAUCUUUUUUCCCUUAUGGAUCUUUGCCUCCUAAUUCUUUUGGAUGGGGCUCUUUUCAUCUGGGCUUUUCCGGUGGUAACAUGGAUCCCGAGCCCGGGAGAUGUCGCCGGACAGAUGGAAAGAAAUGGCGAUGCUCGAGGGACGCUGUUCCCGAUCAAAAGUACUGUGAACGACAUAUUAACAGAGGCCGCCAUCGUUCAAGAAAGCCUGUGGAAGGCCAAAUUGGCCACAAUACUAAUGCUGCCGUCGCUUCUGCCGCUGCUUCUACUGCUGCUGCUGUGUCCAAAGCGGCUGCAGGGACUUCAGCUAUUGCAAUGCGUGGAUCAGAUAAUAACAAUAGCCUUACCGCUGCUGUUGGAACCAAUCAUCAUGCCAAUAAUCAAUCUACAGAUUCUUUGGCUAACAGGGUUCAAAAUUCUCGAGGGGCUUCGGUUUUUCCUGCCACGAUGAACUUACAGUCGAAGGAAACUCAUCCGAAACAAAGCAAUAAUCCUUUUGAAUUCGGACUCAUCUCCUCUGAUUCGUUACUUAAUCCGUCGCAUAAACAAGCCUCUUAUGCAAACUCUUCGAAAGGCUUUGGAUCGUAUCUUGACUUCAGCAACCAAGCGAAGCACGCGGGGAAUCACCACAAUGACGAUUCUUGGCCUGAAGAGCUGAAAUCAGAUUGGACUCAGCUCUCAAUGUCGAUCCCCAUGGCUCCAUCUUCUCCUGUACAAGAUAAACUAGCACUCUCACCUUUAAGGUUAUCGCGGGAGUUUGACCCUGCGAUCCACAUGGGAUUAGGCGUCAACACUGAGUUUCUUGAGCCUGGGAAAAAGACGAAUAACUGGAUACCAAUCUCGUGGGGUAAUAACAACUCAAUGGGAGGUCCACUCGGCGAGGUACUAAACAGCACGACGAAUAGUCCCAAGUUUGGUUCUUCUCCAACGGGCGUCUUGCAAAAGUCGACAUUUGGUUCUCUUUCUAACAGCAGCUCGGGAAGCAGCACCAUCAUUGGCGAUAACAACAAUAAGAACGGUGAUGGAAAGGAUCCGCUUGGCCCGACCACGCUGAUGAACACUUCUGCUACUGCUCCUUCUCUGUGAAACUAAAAAAAAACUAAGGAC
This is a messenger RNA of Arabidopsis arenosa, 1651 nucleotides long. Lineage: Eukaryota; Viridiplantae; Streptophyta; Magnoliopsida; Brassicales; Brassicaceae. The record is from the annotation of a GenBank genome assembly.